GCUGCUGCCGAAACACCGUCCACUUUCUACUCCCGUUUGUAAUAAACACAUUCCGGAUUAUUUUUUUAUGGAUUUAUAAAUGCACAUUUCACGCAUUUCACGGAUUGUACCACGGCCUGGGAAGUGUUAUUCAAGGAGAGAUUGGAAUUUAGAAGUUUCCUCCAGCAGGGAACUGGAUUGAUGUCUUAAUGCAACUAUUUUGGAAAGAGACUAAGGGCAUCUUGACGAAGAAUCCAAGUAAAACUUGUUACGGUGACAUCCCGUUCUCGCCGGGCACAGUAGGUGUUUCGGCUUCUCUCGGCUCCACCGGGGAGAUGUAUCAGGGGUUCCCCGGAGACCCCGACACCGGCUCCCGUGGAAGCUCAUCCCCUUCUCUUGAAUCUCAGUACUUGUCGUCCGUGGAAUCCUUCGGGAGUCCGCCCACCACCAGCGCACCGCAAGAGUGUGUAUCUGCCACUGGCGGGGUAGGGGUGGGUGGAGGGUCAACCGGCACCGGGGCAGGGGUGGACAUGCCCAGCUCAUUUGUACCCACAGUGACGGCCAUCACCACCAGCCAGGAUCUGCAGUGGAUGGUGCAGCCCACUCUCAUCUCCUCCGUGGCACCAGGGCAAAGCGCCUCGGGCUCCAGCACCAUGACGCAGCCUGUUGCCCUGGAUCCUUAUGACUUGCCAGGCCCGAGCUUUUCAUCCCCUGGAAGCUUCACCCCACCAAGCUCUGAUACUCCUGGCCCAGUGCGACAGUCUCGGAGCCGCCGUCGAGCACGGGAUGAAUCGCUGACCCCUGAGGAGGAGGAGAAGAGACGUGUGAGACGAGAGAGAAAUAAACUGGCCGCCGCUAAGUGUAGGAACCGACGGCGUGAGCUCACAGACAGGUUACAGUCGGAGACAGACAUAUUGGAGGAGGAGAAGGCCGAGCUAGAGGCCGAAAUAUCCGAGCUGCAAAAGGAGAAGGAGCGUCUUGAGUUUGUCCUGGUCGCCCACCAACCCGGCUGCAAAAUUCCCUACCAGGACCAGCCUCCCGCGCCGCUGCCACUGCCGCUGCCGCAGACGUCCCCGCAGGCGCCUUCCGUCUCCGUGGUGGGUUUGACUGUGAAGGAGGACACUUUCUACCUGCCGCCCGCCUACUCGUCCCACCACCACCACCACCACCACCACGUCCCGGUUUCACAGCCCACGCAGACACAGCCGGCCCCAGCACAACAGCAGCAGCAGCAGCAAGGGAUGAUGCAGGAGCCUUCGGCCCCUGAGAGUCCGUUGGACCCUGAAAGCCCAUGGAACCUUGACUGAGUGCCAGCCCACACCCCAACACCUCAAAUCCCCUCGCACGGACCGGGCCACAGUGAGCAGACAUCUAAACGAACCAGCCACAGCGCGCAGAUCAAACGCCAUCUCAGCACAGGCUAAAGGAACGGGACUCUUUAUUCCUCCUCAGCACUGAGGAUUUGAUUUUGGAUGAGCGGAGAAAAUACAUCGCUAGACUUUGGCAAGGCCAGCGGAGGAGCUUUGGCAAGCUUUUGGAAUCUGGAGGUAUGAGAUGAUGAGAGUAUUCGCAUCUCCCGCUGGUCUUCUGAGAGCUUUCACACCCUGUUACGCCCUUUCCCCUCUCUUGAGGGGUAUGUUUGCUUGUUUCAUUCUGUGUUUCAAAGAUAGUAUUAACUCAAAAGUGGCUUAUCUCAUAUGAGAGUGGAUCUACUCCCAUGUGAGAGUGGUUUGAAGAGCAUUAUAAUGAGUGACCAAAAAAAAAAAAAAUUAAAAAAAGGAAAAAAAAGGACAACCUCUUGGUUUUGGAUGAGUGGCCUCUGUGCUUCUUGACAUAGUCCUUGAGUUGAGACCUCUAGGCUUUGAUUGUGAAUGGAAGCCACAGAGGACUACAUGUCCAGUUGAUUUCUUUCUUUAAGGGGGUUGUUGAUGUUGGUUUUAAAAUGGAAAAAGCACAAAUGGCGGCUGCAGAUGGAAGGAACACGUAACGGUGGCCUACCUAAAGGACGGGAUGUGCUUUCGAAUUUGAACCGUUUACUUUCCUGUGAAUGUUUUUUGAUGUUUUGAGUUACUGAUUUUUCAUUAUGCUUUUUUGCUCUUGAUUGUGCCGUUGCUGCCAAAUGGAAGAAUUUUGUGGGGCUUUUAGCUGCUCCUUCUAUCUGUUACUGUUGUCUUACUGCAGUUAUCACGAAUAUUGUUAUUAUGGUUAUUAUUAUUAUUUCAGUUAUCUCAUGUUGGCAACUAAAAAGGCAUGUUGUGCACUAUGAACCUUUUUAUGUCUAAAACUAUAUAUAUAUAUAUAUAUAUAUAAAUAUAUAUAUUAUGUAUGCAUAUAUAUACAUAUUCAGUGUAUAUAUAUAUACAAUGAUUGUAAUGUAAUAUAUGAAUGUUCAGAAAAUGUUAUUUUUGUCAAUGAAGACAGAUAGGGAGAGCUUGAUGCACUUGGUUUUGAUUUAAACAUAGAUAUUUUUCUAAAAGAACAAAAAAUAUAUUAUAAUAAACAAUAAUAGCCCCGCUUUCCCUUAUGAUAUGAGAAGCAUUGUCACUGCCUUUCAUUGGAAACGUGUAAUAUGUAAGAUGACUGUAUUGAAACUGUGGUGCACAUAUACGUAUCACAGGUUUGUGCUGUGCUUGAUUUGUCAAUGAGGUUGGUCCCACAGCCCUUGUUCAUCAACCCCUGUGGACAAAACACACUGGACGCCAAAAUAUCUAUAAAUGCGUAAACAAAUCAAUAAAUAUGCUAAAGAAAAAAGAAGAAAUGAAUUGAGUGUCUCAAUGUAUUCUAGAUGGGCAUAUGAUAUUCAGCUGUGUUGUCCAGUGUGUGCUGUCUGCCCUUUGACCGUGUGUGUGUGUGUAUGUGUGUGUGUCAAAAGCGCUGUUGAGCAGAUUCGUAAACACCUCUGAUUGGCCAUUGUGUUCACACACUCAUCAGAUAUGUCUGUGAUUGGGAUCAACGCUUCAAAAACUUUGAAAUAGACAUCAAAGAUGCGCUUACACAGAUACACACAGGCAUCUAUCAGGGGACAGCUCCCGCUUUCAAAUUCAAAUGCUCCCGUGCGUUGAUCAUUGUAGCCAAUCACAGACAUAUAUGUUGAGCAUGUGAACACAAUGGCCUAUCAGAGGUGUUUACGAUUCCGCUCAAAGCGUCACAUUUUUAACAUGUCAGUACCGACUUGGUAUCAAAAUCGGAACACAGAUUGGAAGUAUUUUUUAAAAACAGUCGAGGUCCAUUGUUCAUUUUGACUUUGGCUUCUUUAUCUGGAGUAUUUUAUGGGGUGGAAACAAGUAUAUUUGUACAGUUGUUUAAAUCGAAAUGCCUUUUCGUGCAACAUUUAUACACACAAGUGCACCAUUGUCUUGUUGGUCGAAUUUAGACCCAGAGUUUCAAAUAUAAGCAGAGAGAGCUCUUUCCAGCAGAGCCAUUUGAUGAAAUUACGUUGAAUUAUGGCAUCUUAAAGAGUGACGUAAUGAAGGCAGAGCUUUGAUUUCACAAAGUGGGACAUGAUAUGAUAUCAGAAAGCACAUUGUCAAACAGCUCCAUGUUUAACUUUUCUUCAAAAGACUUUAUUGUGUGUCACAACAGUUUUAUGUUGUUUGGAUCUUUCAGCUGUUGGUGCUUUUGUCACUCCUACACCAAAACAUAUUGUUACUGUAUCUUUACAAAUAUGAUCUGACUCUGAUAUUAUAGCAGAAGGAGAUGUUGGUUAAAUGAUACAGUAUCAGUGACUCUGUGGUCUUCCACUUUGCAGAAACUCCUUGUUUAGAUUCAGCUGCACAGUCGUGUUUUAGAUCAUCCUAGGUAUUUUCAAAUUCACAGUGCUUUGGUGCAAUGCAAUAUUUCAGAUACUAGGAAAACCAUGUAGCAAAUCAACUGAACUGUAUGAUAAAAGUCAUUUCUGAUGCUACAGUGUCACAGUGAAGAUUUGAGACAAUUGGUUUUGUCUUUCCAGUUUACCUUGUGUAUCAUUUACUCUGCUGAGACCUCAGUGAUGGGAGGGUUAGGCAUUAUAAGGAUGUAAAACGUCAGUGCCAUUUUGCGCUUAGUGGGCAUUGAUUGACUGGUGAACUGUUUCACUUUCUAAUGCACAUUUUAAGAUUGCCUUCAGUAUGAAAAGAGUGAAAUCUAAGAGAUCAUAGUCUAAUGUUACACAAUUUAAAAGAAAGAGGGCUGACCUAUUUCUCAUAUAUCAUCUUUUUGAAGGGAAAUGAAAGUUAGAUGUAAUAAGAAUCAUCACAAAACAUUUCAAACUGAAGAUAAUAUGGUGCUUUUUCAAUACUGUUUGUCUUUGUAUAUUCUUGACCAAGAAAAAGUGUUGUUGGAGAUUUAAGGUUGUGAGUUUAGGACACUCGAGUGCUUUAUGGAGUGUUUUCAGAGUUCUCAUAUUGAACAGCAUAUUUAAUACAUACUGAACAACCCUUGUGAAUUAUAUAAUCCGCCGUUCUUUCUCUUUUCACCCUUUCUCCGUUAUGCUAUAUUUCUAGCCCUUUAAUGAAUGGAGAAGGACAUUUCAUAUUGUUAGACUGUGAAAUCUUGGUGUACUGUCCUAUCUUAAUAUCUUUGUAUGACGUCCAAUUUUUCCUGUAAAGGAAAUGUCUACAAAAUAAACAUAUUCACAAAGA
Messenger RNA from Megalobrama amblycephala (Wuchang bream), 4598 nucleotides. It is a transcript of the gene fosb, whose product is annotated as FBJ murine osteosarcoma viral oncogene homolog B. NCBI's taxonomy places the organism in Eukaryota, Metazoa, Chordata, Actinopteri, Cypriniformes, Xenocyprididae. Gene Ontology annotation, biological process: regulation of transcription by RNA polymerase II. The transcript has 6 exons. Gene Ontology annotation, cellular component: nucleus. Bases 189 to 1286 code for a protein of 365 amino acids. The record is from RefSeq and is a predicted model, not a curated record. Gene Ontology annotation, molecular function: RNA polymerase II cis-regulatory region sequence-specific DNA binding; DNA-binding transcription factor activity, RNA polymerase II-specific.